AUGACUACUGAAAGACAAGAGUCAUCUUCUUUGGAAGUCACUUCCGGUCCAGAAAAUGUUUCAUUCACUACUAGCGGUUCAGAAAAUGUUGUUAUUCCCAUAACUGGACAUAAACUCACUGACCAAAAUUAUCUCCAAUGGUCGAAGUCCGUGAUGAUGUUCUUGUGCAGAAAAGACAAAGAUGAUUAUCUCACCGGAGCUGUUACAGCGCCACCCUUUGAGGACCCAAAUUAUAAAAUCUGGAAAGCAGAAAACAAUAUGGUUUUGUCAUGGCUUAUCAACUCCAUGACUAACAACAUUGGUGAAGACUUCAUGUUUUACGAGACGGCCAAGGAAAUCUGGGACGAUGCUGAGGAAACUUAUUCGGAUAAAGAGAACACUUCGGAAUUAUUUGAGGUGAAAGGCAUCCUUAAUGAUCUCAAGCAAGAAGAACUCUCAAUAACUCAAUACCUUAUCAAUGCUCUCAAUAGGCGUUGGCAACAUACAGACUUAUUUGAUGAAAAUAAAUUUGGUUGUACUAAGUAUUCUCAGAAGUAUAAGAAAAUUGUUGGAAAAGAACAUGUGUUUAAAUUUUUGUUUGGACUCAACAAAAACUUGGAUGAGGUGAGGGGGGAUGAAUCCUCGGCACCAAACCACUCCCAUCUCUUCCAGCGGUUAGAAUUGAAAUUAGAAGAGAAGAGAGCAGGUAAAAGGUAA
This is a messenger RNA of Vitis riparia (riverbank grape), 696 nucleotides long. RefSeq lists its product as uncharacterized. Bases 1 to 696 code for a protein of 231 amino acids. NCBI's taxonomy places the organism in Eukaryota, Viridiplantae, Streptophyta, Magnoliopsida, Vitales, Vitaceae. The transcript has a single exon. The record is from RefSeq and is a predicted model, not a curated record.